Molecule: messenger RNA, 393 nt
Organism: Kwoniella botswanensis
Lineage: Eukaryota; Fungi; Basidiomycota; Tremellomycetes; Tremellales; Cryptococcaceae
Exons: 1
Coding region: 1-393 (130 amino acids)
Source: RefSeq, a predicted model, not a curated record
AUGCCUCUCGCUCACAUCCACGUUAUCAAAACAGCCUACACCCCUGACGAACUCCGUCUGAUCGCAGAUACGAUAUACCGAACGAUGCGAACUCACUUUACUGCACCGGACGAAGAUCGAUAUCAGAUGAUCUCACAGCAUGAACCAUACGAAUUGAUUUGCUCAGACACCAACCUCGGUUUCACCAGGACCGAAAGACUCAUCUUCCUCCAAGUGGUCCAACAGGGACGAAGUGCAGCUGUUAAAGAAACUUACUAUGGAGUCCUGAUGGCUGCGUUGAAGGAGAAGAUUGGUCUGGGAGAAGGUGAUUUGAUUAUCAGUGUUACGGCGAAUACUAGAGAAGAUUGGAGUUUCGGAGGUGGAAAGGCUCAGUUCCUCAAUGGCGAUCUGUAA